AUGGCUCGUUUCGUAUCAACUUGCAGUACGAGGUUGUUCGAGCACUGCCGCCGACGUAUUAGUACAACAUGGAGGCUGUUCGCGGUGCCACUCCGUGUUCCGCAACCGCGACCACCAUUUUGUCAUGCGGCGCUGUCAGACCCAACCUCGCAGAUUGUUGAUACUGUAUGCACGACUGUUCGCAGCUUGACUAACACAUCGUGA
This is a messenger RNA of Ascochyta rabiei, 204 nucleotides long. RefSeq lists its product as uncharacterized. The record is from RefSeq and is a predicted model, not a curated record. Bases 1 to 204 code for a protein of 67 amino acids. The transcript has a single exon. Lineage: Eukaryota; Fungi; Ascomycota; Dothideomycetes; Pleosporales; Didymellaceae.